UACAUUUAUUGAGCUCAGACUGGCAUGUCAUGAUUUUUAGACAAUGUGUGAACUGUACGAGAUCACUACCACGUAUAGUAUCAUCUAGCUACUCCAACGGGGUAUCCAGACAGCUUCGUAACAGGUCGGGAGCAGCAGCAGCAGCACAGCGCCACAAUGCUCUCAUAACCAGGUCCCACCACUCCAAACAGCGACUUUACACCCUACACAAGCGCGCGUCCUGGCUCAAGCACGACAAUGUCCUGUGUCACGAGUACAUCACACCACUGGUUACCUUUAGAGUUUACAGCACGGACAAGUCUCCUUCCUCCUCCAGUUCACCUGAUAUUCCAAUACAUCUGGUGAACCCCAAAAUAGAUCUUACUCAAACUGUUAAACAUGUUGAGAGCCUUUCUUCAGACAAUAAACCCUCCGAAACAGACGAUGUUUCGUUAAGAGAGGAGAAGAAAUCAGAGGAGUAUACCAAAACUGAGGUUAAGUCAGACGUUGAGACUGUAAAAUCAGCCAAUGUAGCAGCUUCAGAAGAGCUCACUGUUGAAAAAUUAGUCACUGUUGAGACCCCCAAAACCACAUCAUUAGUUUUAUCGUCCCCGAAGCCUUUGAUUGUAAGAUCGUGGACUGCUUUCAAGGGAUUCCUACGUCAUAAUUACGAUGGAUGCAAGCUUCUAUUCAUUGAAGUUAAGAUUUCUAGUCGACUUUCCAAGAAGAUUUUCAGAGGGGAAUCUUUGACACGACGUGAACAGAAUCAGUUAAAGAGAACAGUGGGUGAUGUGUUCAGAUUGGUCCCGUUUGCCAUGUUCAUCAUCAUUCCCUUUAUGGAACUGUUACUUCCUGUCGCUCUUUACUUCUUUCCUGGAAUGUUGCCAAGUACGUUUGAAACCAUCGAUAAGAAGAGAGAAAAGAAACUCAAGAAACUGAAGCUUAAGCUUGAUUUAGCGAAGUUUGUUCAAGAUUCCAUGGUUUCUAUGAUCACCACCCAGAAGGCCAAACCCAUGGAGUUGGAAAAGUUUGGAGAGUUCAUCGCAAAGACUCGAAGCAGCGAUCCUCGUGAUGACAUUGAAGAGCUGGUGUCGUUCUCCAAACUGUUUUCUGAGGAACUGACCUUGGAUAACUUGCCCCGACAGUACCUGGUUGCCAUCUGCCAACUUAUUAACAUUGAUACUGGGUUCCACACAGACGCCUUCCUGAGAUUUAGACUGCGGAACAAGAUGAAUUCUCUCAAGAAAGACGACAUGAUGAUUAGAUACGAAGGACUGGAAGCAAUGACUGGUUUAGAACUGCAGAAUGCAAAUGCAGAGAGGGGUAUGAGAGCUGUGGGGGUAUCCAUAGAACGACUCAGAAACCAACUCGAUCAGUGGAUGAUUCUUAGUUUGGAUAAGAAGAUCCCAAUGUCUCUUCUGCUCCUUAGUAGGGUAUCGACCAUGCCCGCAGGAAAUGCGAUUACUUACGAGGAUCUUAGAAACGCUGUCGCUCAUCUUCCUGCUACCCUUAUUGGAGAAGCUAAGAUCACAUUGGCCGCUCAAAAGGGUGAGAAGAUUGAUAACAGAUCUCGAAUUGAAGCUGUGAAAGCACAGGAAGAGAUGAUCAAGUCAGAGAAAGAUCAGCAGGCUAGGAAGGAUCUCAUCGACUCGGAGAAAGACAGAAUUAAAGAAGAGCAAGAGGCUAAGGAGUCUAGUAACACCCGUGUGGCAGCUAACCUGCAGAUGAAAAAGGAAACCCUGAAGGACAUGGCUAAACCGAUCCUAACAGAAGACCAGAUCGAGUUCAGAAGACAAGAGGUGGCAGAGAUCCAACAACUCAUUACCGGUCUCAGAGACAAGAAGAACCCACUUUUGGAGGAGAAGGGAGAGCUGCGAGACCUCAUCGAAAAAGCGCUGGUCUAUCAUAUGACGGUAGAAGAAGGAUCAGUAAAAGCCUCCGCGAAGAACAAACUGCUCUCCAACAAAGUUGCUAAGAUGCUCAACCAUUCUCAUAAAGUUCUAACUCAACUAGAAACCGGGCUCCAACAGGAAAGGGACUCAUCCUCCGAAGUUUCCGACAAGAGCGAGGAUGUUGUCCUGAGCAAGCAGGAAAUCAAGAAUGCUAUAAACGAGAUCCUGAAUGUCAGUAAGAAAGAUCAACUCAUGGCCAUCCUUGAAGCACUUCCCUCCGAUACUGGAAACGACAUCAAAACCUCUGAAGUUCUCAAGGGUUUAGAAAAGAUUGCCACUGAAGGAACUGACUUGACUGCUAAAGAGAUCUCCUAUGUUAUGAAGCUCACCCAGAAGUUCAGUAAAGAAGAUAACUCCAGCUGACAAGCUUGUCUUAAUCGAAUUUAAUGGAAAAAGGGUCAUUGUUGGGAUCGUCAUGGUGAUGAAAUCAGGCCUUAAUUGUUAUAAACUGUUUUGUACACUGAGCCAAGUUUUUAUAACUUAAAUUAAGGUUAAUUGGUUAGUCCAGUAGUAAACUUUCAAUUUUGUAAGUAUUUUUAGCACCAAAAUUGAAAUAUAUAAAAUUAAGAUCAUGAGUAGAUUGGAAUAGUAAAUUUACCGGUGUCCAAUAACUUGAAAAUACCUAAAAAAAUAGUACCAUAAAUACAUUAUACCCUCACAAGACUAAUAUCCGUCCCAAACGGGAGUUCCUCCCGGUUCUCGAGACCCUUAUCAUCCAGUAAAUUUGGAUGUAAUUUUGGCAUUUCCUGUAACUGCAGGCCCCAGUAAAUUAAGUAACAAGUUAAGUAACUUCUAAUUACUGAUAACUCUGAUACGCUGACCCUCUACUCUCUAGACCCUCCUUCUCGUCCCAGUUUUAUAAGGAUGUGAUAAUUAUGUGUAUUUAUUAGCAGUGUCCGAGCAGAAACAUUUCUAUAGUUUAUGAGUUCAAUCCAUUUGAUUUUAUUUCUUGGCUGUAUUCGGAAGUCUCUUCCAUUUCAGGCUAGCGUAUUUAAUUGACAAAAUUGUCAAAAUGAUGUGCAAUUAGUCAUAAUAGUGCAUCAUUUCAAAUGCAAAAUAAUGAGAAAGAAGCUUUGCAAUAUUAUUGAAAUAUGAAAAUUAAAAAUGUGAGAAAAAAGUCUCGGUUGGUAUUAAUAGUGUAUCAGGUUUUGAUUUAAAUGAACCUGUAUAGCCCUAGGGAGCCCGGAACAGGAACGACUCUGAUGAAUUCUUGGAAGCAGUGUCGUCUCCCAAAAAAGUGCUUAUUGUAGUACAACUGUGCAUCUCCCAAGGUGCUUUGCAGCGAGAGUUUUAGAAUUUUGUAGUUUUUGGCCCUGUCAAAUGAAAUAUUAUUGGCCAUGCCAACCAGGGAAUGUUUUUAGGAGAAAUUAUAAUGGUUUUUGUGGUCUCAGUGAACAUAUUGGGUGCUGUUUAUCCCAAUGAUCUGAAUUGUAGUAACCUGAGAAAAUAAGCGAUUUUAAGCAAAAAUGGUUGGUUAAUGCAAUUGUUAUAUUAUUCAUAAAUGAUUUUAUUAGUCGACAUAAUUACCGCAUCACUAAUACUAUCACUAAGCCUGCCCAUAUAUUCACUGAAAUCAGUCCAGGGAUCAGGGUUCGACCAACAUAAUUUGGCCACGUGUUAACCACGUGUUGAUUUUUUCGAUAAAAUUGGGAGAAUUAAGCUCAUUUUAACUGCAUACCCUACUAACAAGUACAAGUUAUUUUAGAUGACUAAAAAUGUUCACAAGUAUAUCCAGUUGGAUCUGUUUGUUGGCAAGAGCUGAGUUGACGUCUUAAUAACGCUUAUUGCUACCAUUCAACUUCCUAAAAAAACCAAGAAUAUUGUUUCUGAGAAUUAGAAACUAGAGUAAUUACUAAUUUAGAAAUUUAGAUAUUUUCCAUUCUUAUUGAUCGAGCACGUGUAAUUCACUUAAGGUUGAUUGUAGAGACCAGAAUUGUGCUAUUCAUUCCGUGUUUGUUUUGAUUAUAAUAGUGUAGUACAGCAAAUAAUGUUCAAUUUUCAAUUCA
Molecule: messenger RNA, 3937 nt
Organism: Bolinopsis microptera
Lineage: Eukaryota; Metazoa; Ctenophora; Tentaculata; Lobata; Bolinopsidae
Product: mitochondrial proton/calcium exchanger protein-like
Exons: 14
Coding region: 30-2294 (754 amino acids)
Biological process (GO): intracellular monoatomic cation homeostasis
Cellular component (GO): mitochondrial inner membrane
Molecular function (GO): ribosome binding
Source: RefSeq, a predicted model, not a curated record